Messenger RNA from Cuscuta epithymum, 8282 nucleotides. The record is from the annotation of a GenBank genome assembly. Lineage: Eukaryota; Viridiplantae; Streptophyta; Magnoliopsida; Solanales; Convolvulaceae.
AUUUUAUUUAUGUGACAAUGACAUGCCAAAAGAAAAACAUAAAAAAUCGAAUAUUUGAGAAGCAUGGUUACAGAUGCUCUAAGGAUAUUUGUAGCAAAGAGUCAAAUAGGCCAAAAUAUGAACAUAACAUCAUUUUUAUAUUAGUAUAUCUGUAUAUAUUAUGGAAUACUUCCUUAAUUAUGAUAAACUAGUCAAAGUUUUUUUCACUCACGAACCGUAUGUCGAUGCUUUUACAAGAAAUCGACUUUUUUUAUAGUACAUUUUUUUAAAAAACUAAAUCAUAGCAAAUUUUUACAAAAUAUGAAAAGAAAUUAUUAAACUGAGUUUCUUUUGUAAUUUUUGGUAAUUUGGGGGAAAUAGAGAAGUACAAUAAUAGGAGAUUAAAAAAUUUUAAAAUCAUACUCUUUAUCUCUCAAAACGUAUGUGCAUUUACAUCUACCAAUAGUUGUAAGAAAAUAAAGGAACGAAAUUUGUUAUGUUAUAAUUGUAGUAAAACGUGAAGAUAAACAAAAGGAUAAAUUAAGUGUCGCCAUCGUCGCAGCCAGUUCAAGGCCAUCAUCGCCGAUGCUGCCAACCAAGGCAACAAAUGUCGUCGUCUAGGUGCACCACUGUCAUCUAAGUUCUUCGUCUUCAUAGUACUCUUCUUCUCAUGUCUUCUUCUCGUUAAUUGAUCGUUGACUCUUUGUGACGGUGAGGGUCGAGGUUAUUGAAAAACUUCGGCUUCAAAUUCAAUCGGGAAAGCAGUUAAAUAAAUUAUUGAAAAACACAGCGUUUAGUGUCACACAUCUUGUUUUUCUUUCCUGUAGUUUUUAAGAGUGAGAUUCAUAUUGGGGGUGUUUCGCAAAUAGCCGUUGGCUGUUAGCUGUUGGUUGAUUAUAUUGUGUUAGCUGAUUGAUGAUAGCGAAUUAUGUUAACUGUUUUAAUUAGCUGAUACAGUUAGCAGUUUGUAAAAUGAUGUUUGGUUAAAUGAUUGUUUUACAUGAACAUGUGAAAUGACUUUUAUAGACAUCAAUUAAUUUUUUACUAAUAUAAUUAAGGAAAAAUUGAAAAUAAUAAUCCCAACUAUUUCCGGUCCGCUGAAAAUAAUCCCAACUAUUGAUUAUUUUUGUAUAAUCCCAACUAUAUAGACUAUCCGCCAAUAAUGGUCCAUGACCAUAAAUUACCUCUAUAAAAAGUGAAUUUUAAAUAGAAAUUAAGCGUAAAAAUUAAAAGUUGAGAUUAUUUAUAAGGAUUAUUUGUUAUUUCUCACCCCAUCCACUUUAGAAACUACAAGAAUUUAUUCAUCGGGACCAUUAUUGGCGGAAGGUCCCUGUUGGGAUAUAUUAUCCCGGCCUAUUACUGUUCAGGAGCCCAAGACAUUAUCCAGUACGGAGCCCGAGCAACUAGGUCCAUUUCGGCCCAUUCUGGCCCACUUUGGCCAUUAGGCCCGACAUCGGCCCGUUUGGCCCAUUAGGGUGGAGAGCACCCUUUCCCCUUUUGUCUAUAAAUAGGGAGCUUAGCCUCCAUGUAAAGGAUCCCUUUUCUUCUUCCUCCUUCUCACUAGAAUAGCUUAGAACCCCAUUAAUGGGAGCUUCAAUACUUGUACUAUGUAAUGGUGAAGAGAGACUAAUGAAAAUGAGAGGGCUUGGACAUUAGCCUAAAAAGUCCCGUGGUUUUCUCCCUUUUGGGUUUCCUGUUUCCACGUAAAAACUGAGUGUUCAUACAUAUAUUUAGUAUAUCGUGUUGGAUUAACUCAACACUGGCGCCGUCUGUGGGAAUCUGUCCAAAAAGAUUCAUGUGUUCUACACAAAUUUCAUACGAAAAAACUAUUGAUUUCAGCAAAAAAGAAGAAGGAUUCUGGGUUUUUGGAUCUGGGAGAAAUCCGGAUAUAAGACAGGGGUGUCCGGCAGCACCAGUCAUGGCAGUCCAACUAACCAGGUUCUCCGUCGGAAGAGACUGUUCGAGUUCGCCGCCGUGGCUACGCCGGACCUCGCUGCCACUGCUACUGCGGACCUCGCUGCAACCAGAGCACUAGAGGCGCCUAAUCUGGCGGACCUCACGAGCCUAGCUCCUGAGCCCAUCUACAAGAAAAGCAAGCGUCGAGGAGCUCCAGUCCUAGAACCUGCCAGAUCUCGGAGGGGGGUGUUACCGCCGGCGUGCGACGGCUGAAGCUUCACCCCGCCAACCGGUGAACCAUGUCCUCACCUCCGUCCCAGCUCGACCUCCAGCCAGGUGCCUGUACCUCCGUCAUCUGGCCUUGGGUGGGUGAGCCGGUGCUUCAGCUGGCUUCUCGGAUGAUACGGAGUACUGAUAGUGCUUGAAGGCCUUGGUCCUCAGGAGGCCACGUGAAAGGAAGUGAAUGGUGGCUGAGGGAUAAGCUUUGGAGCAUUUUGACCAAGUCAAAUGGGGGAAUACCACCAUGCCGAGAUCCUCUUGGCUUGGACGUACGUAAACUUUGGGAUUUGAAAGUGGCUAAAUAAUUGGAGUCUUGGCUCUUGGGCAUAUCGUGGAGAGUUUUGACCGAGUCAAACAAAGGGGAAGCAAAAUAAUUUCAGAAAUUUCUAGCAGCCGAACCCCAUCCAAAGCUAAGUUUCUAACUUCUUCACCUUUUCAUUAAAGCAUGCGUCGUGAUUAUUAAAGAAGUAGAAAUAUUGCUACUAAUUUUUAUCACUAUUAUUUAUUAGAGAUUAAAACACCCGAAAUUAAAUAAUGAGAGCGAUGCUCUAAGUGAUAAUUAGUUUUACUAUCAUUUAAAUUAAAUGACUGCAUGUCGUGGGCCCAUCGGCCCGCUCCUGAUCGGCUUUAAUUAGCGGGCGGAGCAUACCGGAAUGGCCUUUGAUAGGGUAACAUCAUUGCUAUUGCCUAUGAUAUCCCUAUUAUUUAUUAGGGAUAAAAUGUCCGGAAUUAAAUAAUGUGGAGCGAAGUUCAUGUGAUGAUUGGUUCAUCCAACAUUUUAUUGAAUAUUUAAUAUCUUGAGGGCCCGAUGGCCCACUCUCGAUCAGCUUGACUAAGCGAUCCGAGCGUCUGCAGGGGGCAGUGCCCCGACGACACAUUUCUAUUUGGGGAUUACGCGUUAGUCCGCGCGGCACCAAGUGCCCGAUCGACGAUCGUAUCCUAGUAUCAUCUGUGCCACUAGGCGCAAAGUGACUAUUGCCAAACGCGGCCUGUGGGGCCCGAGGGCACCCAAGCACUCAACCUCGUUUGCCGAGGACAAUGCGUCCAACUUGGGUCUGAGUUUUCAAACUCACAGACCAGUGAUUAUCUCUAUGUGACGUUCGGCGAGCUGCCAAUCGGCCCCGCCGCGAGCCGCUACGUCCAUUAACCCCGCACGAUGAGCCGGGCCGAGGGUCACGACGACCCAUAGGCCGGUAAUCGUGGAUGUUAAAGAGGAAGCCAUGCAGAUGGUUAUGUGUGCAUAUUUAUUGUCGGCCCGUUACCAUGCUUAUUGCGCAGCUGAACCCGCUCGACGCGCCCGAGCGAAAUGAUUAAAAGACGCUCGGCCUAAGUCUCAAAGACGUUCAGGGCCAGCUAAAGUGGAGACCAUCACGGCUGAAGCCGAUGGACGAGCAUCUCCACCCAGAGGUCGAUGACCUAGAGGAGACCACCACAGUCGAGAACCGUGGGACGAGCAUCUCCACCCCAGAGACCGAUGGCCUAGGAAGAACACCUAGAGGCCGAGGGUCUAGAGGCGAAUGCCAUGACAGAGAACCGUGAGACGAUCAUCCAUCAUUCAGAGGCCGAAGGCCUAGAGGAGACCGUCACGGCCGAGGGCCAUCAUAUCACGACCGGCCUCUCGGCACGGCGUGAUUAUCAUAUUUGAAGACCGGCCUCGUCCCCGCGCUGCGCGGAUGAGGACCGUUGCUUGAUUUUAGGUCGGCCUCUCUUUGCCGACAUCAUUAUAUCACGACCGGCCUCUCGGCACGGCGUGACUAUCUUAUUUGAAGACCGGCCUCGUCCCCGCAUUGCGCGGGUGAGGACCGUUGCUUGGAUUUCAGGUCGGCCUCUCAUUGCUGACAUCAUUAUAUCACGACCGGCCUCUCGGCACGGCGUGCUUAUCUUUGGAAGACCGGCCUCGUCCCCGCUCCUCGCGGAUGAGGGCCAUUGCUUGAUUCUUUCAGGUCGGCCUCUGACUGCCGACACUAUCAUGUUAUGUUCGGCCUCUCGGCACGACAUAUUUAUCUUUUGAAGACCGGUUUCAUCCCCGCGCUGCGUGGAUGAGAGCCGUUGCUCGGAUAUAUCGGCCUGAUCUCGACACCAUUGUCAUCUCCUUAUCAGGAUCGACUGCUCAGCGACAUUAUGAUCAUUGUUUGUCGGCUCCCAAUGCCGACCCUCUUGAGUUUGCGAUCGGGCUCACGACUCCCCUCCAGGAGGGUGACCAUCGCCUUCGCAUGACGACCAGCUAUUCUAUCGCCUCGUCAUUAUAUUCGUUCGCUAUGCCACCACCAUUAUGUGUGACAUCCCGUGAUCCCUGCGAGUUUCUUGGAUACCGAAUGUCUUCUUCGAUGUAGGAAGAUCGGUAGGACCACGGACCAGGGACGGACAAAGAAGAGCUAGGGAAUCUCGAUGUAGAUAAACCUGUUCCUCCUUGCGAGUUUCGCGGAUACCGAACGUCUCUUCGAAGCAAGAGCGCCGGUAGGACCAAGAACCAAGGACGAACGAAGAAUAUAGAUUGCCUCCCUCAAACAAAAAAAAGAUGGGGAGAAGAGGAGGUGAGCUCCUAUGUGGAAGGGAAUCUUGCCUGGGUGUGCCAGAUCUCCUCCCACCGCCGAAGACGAACGCCUCUCGAUGUAGAGGUUAGUAGAGACGCGGAGGGGGCUAGACGAACCAAGGGAGCCUUGCCAAGAUAAACCUGUUCAUCCCACGAUGACCAUGGAUCGAUGGGCGUGGGAUAACAAAGCCGGGAACCCGUGAGGGUAAACCAGUUCGUCCCUGCGAGUUCCUUGGAUACCGAACGUCCUCUUCGAAGCAAGAGACGCCGGUAGGACUAAAAGGACCACGGACGAACGAAAAAGGGGGAAUCUCGAUGCAGAUAAACCUGUUCCUCCUUGCGAGUUUCGAGGAUACCGGACGUCUCUUCGAAGUAAGGACGCCGGUAGGACCAAGAACCAAGGACGAACGAAGACUAAAAGACUCAAAAAAAAAAGAUGCCAGAAGAGCACGGAGCAAAGAAUGAUUUUAUCCCUCGGCGCUAUUGGCCUGGAAGUACAAACUGAAAAACAUGUGUAAAGAAUAAUUACAAAACUUAAGUACGAAGAAUGAAGUGGCCGACGACGAUCGGCUAACAUCAGGCUUUCUUUUGCCUUGGACGACGAAUACCAGCUCCCCAGAUCAGACGGAGGGACAUCGCCCAGAUUUAUUUCAGGCUCACCAUUCCUUCCUGGAUGGAGUCCUGGCAGACGAUCGGCUUCUCACAGCCAAUCAGGAUAGAGACUUGACACAUCACCAGCACGGCCGAGGGCCGCGAGACGAUUACCACUAACGAUUUAUCACUAUUUUUAUGCAUCACGAUCGGCCCCUCAGCGCCAUCGUGUCCAGAUUCACGGUUCGGCUCGCCCAUUCCCUCCAGGAUGGCGACGACCGUCUUAUGCAGCACGAUCGGCUUCUCAGCGCCAUCGUGUCUCUUUCACGUUCGGAUCGCCCCAUUCCCUCCAGGAUGGCGACGAACGUCUUAUGCAGUGCGAUCGUCCCCUCAGCGCCAUCGUACCUGGCUUCACCGUUCGGAUUGCCCCAUUCCAUCCAGGAUGGCGACGAACGUCUUAUGCAGCACGAUCGGCUUCUCAGCGCCAUCGUGUCUCUUUCACGUUCGGAUCGCCCCAUUCCCUCCAGGAUGGCAACGAACGUCUUAUGCAGUGCGAUCGGCCCCUCAGCGCCAUCGUACCUGGCUUCACGGUUCGGCUCGACCAUUCCCUCCAGGAUGGCGACGACCGUCUUAUGUAGCACGAUCGGCUUCUCAGCGCCAUCGUGUCUCUUUCACGUUCGGAUCGCCCCAUUCCCAUCAGGAUGGCGACGACCGUCUUAUGUAGCACGAUCGGCUUCUCAGCGCCAUCGUGUCUCUUUCAUGUUCGGAUCGCCCCAUUCCCUCCAGGAUGGCGACGAACGUCUUAUGCAGUGCGAUCGGCCCCUCAGCGCCAUCGUACCUGGCUUCACGGUUCGGCUCGCCCAUUCCCUCCAGGAUGGCAACGACCGUCUUAUGUAGCACGAUCGGCUUCUCAGCGCCAUCGUGUCUCUUUCACGUUCGGAUCGCCCCAUUCCCUCCAGGAUGGCAACGAACGUCUUAUGCAGUGCGAUCGGCCCCUCAGCGCCAUCGUACCUGGCUUCAUGGUUCGGCUCGCCCAUUCCCUCCAGGAUGGCGACGACCGUCUUAUGUAGCACGAUCGGCUUCUCAGCGCCAUCGUGUCUCUUUCACGUUCGGAUCGCCCCAUUCCCUCCAGGAUGGCGACGAACGUCUUAUGCAGUGCGAUUGGUCCCUCAGCGCCAUUGUACCUGGCUUCACGGUUCGGCUCGCCCAUUCCCUCCAGGAUGGCGACGACCGUCUUAUGUAGCACGAUCGGCUUCUCAGCGCCAUCGUGUCUCUUUCACGUUCGGAUCGCCCCAUUCCCUCCAGGAUGGCGACAAACGUCCUAUGCAGUGCGAUCGGCCCCUCAGCGCCAUCGUACCUGGCUUCACGGUUCGGCUCGCCCAUCCCUUCCAGGAUGGCGACGAACGUCUCUUAUGCAGCACGAUCAGCGCCCCAGCGCCAUCGUGUCUGGCUCACGUUAGGGUCGCCCAUCCCUUUCAGGACGGCGACGAACGUCUCUUAUGCAGCACGAUCAGCACUUCAGCGCCAUCGUGUCUAGCUCACGUUAGGGUCGCCCAUCCCUUUCAGGAUGGCGACGAACGUCUCUUAUGCAGCACGAUCAGCGCCCUAGUGCCAUCGUGUCUGGCUCACGUUAGGGUUGCCCAUCCCUUCUAGGAUGGCGACGAACGUCUCUUAUGCAGCACGAUCAGCGCCCCAGCGCCAUCGUGUCUGGCUCACAUUAGGGUCGCCCAUCCCUUCCAGGAUGGCGACGAACGUCUCUUAUGCAGCACGAUCAGCGCCCCAGCGCCAUCGUGUCUGGCUCACGUUAGGGUUGCCCAUCCCUUCCAGGAUGGCGACGAACGUCUCUUAUGCAGCACGAUCAGCGCCCCAGCGCCAUCGUGUCUGGCUCACGUUAGGGUCGCCCAUCCCUUCCAGGAUGGCGACAAACGUCUCUUAUGCAGCACGAUCAGCGCCCCAGCGCCAUCGUGUCUGGCUCACGUUAGGGUCGCCCAUCCCUUCCAGGAUGGCGACGAACGUCUCUUAUGCAGCACGAUCAGCGCCCCAGCGCCAUCGUGUCUGGCUCACGUUAGGGUCGCCCAUCCCUUUCAGGAUGGCGACGAACGUCUCUUAUGUAGCACAAUUGGCCCCUCGGCGGCAUCAUGUCUAGUCCUUCUUCGGCUCCGCCCAUGCCAUCCCGGAUGGGGGACCCUUCUUGUGCAGCACGUCUGCCUCUCGGCGCUGACAUGCUCGAGUUCUCGUUGAGAGCUACCGCUCCUAUCACAUCUUGCAUUCCCUCUCUCAUACAUUGCACCCAUACAUUACAUGCAUUCAUGCAUUCAUGCAUCAUACCUCAUACAUUCAUACAGACACACGUGCAUCAUGUUUUGACAGUACCGCGACGUCGGUUUAUAGAUGCAUGGAGCUCUAAGCUUCUCCGAUUGGAAAGCUCGAGUCAGAGUGCUUUACUUCCGCCUGAUGCAUUCAGGCGGAGUGUGCCCGUGGAGGAGCACCCUUCGCCCGACCCUGUCGGGAAGGGGGGUGCCUCACUGGUGGAUUACGUUCAGGAGUGCAGACACUCACUCAUAUAUUAUGAUUAUGUGAAGACACAGUUUCCAGCAAGACAUAGGAAGAGCGCAGGCAGAGUAUAUUUUCUCGAGCAGAUUCGCACGCUCACUACUCAAGAAACUGGGGGACUUGUGUUGGGAUAUAUUAUCCCGGCCUAUUACUGUUCAGGAGCCCAAGACAUUAUCCAGUACGGAGCCCGAGCAACUAGGUCCAUUUCGGCCCAUUCUGGCCAUUAGGCCCGACAUCGGCCCGUUUGGCCCAUUAGGGUGGAGAGCACCCUUUCCCCUUUUGUCUAUAAAUAGGGAGCUUAGCCUCCAUGUAAAGGAUCCCUUUUCUUCUUCCUCCUUCUCACUAGAAUAGCUUAGAACCCCAUUCAUGGGAGCUUCAAUACUUGUACUAUGUAAUGGUGAGGAGAGACUAAUGAAAAUGAGAUGGCUUGGACAUUAGCCUAAAAAGUCCC